Molecule: messenger RNA, 2070 nt
Organism: Cladophialophora carrionii CBS 160.54
Lineage: Eukaryota; Fungi; Ascomycota; Eurotiomycetes; Chaetothyriales; Herpotrichiellaceae
Exons: 1
Coding region: 1-2070 (689 amino acids)
Biological process (GO): DNA replication
Cellular component (GO): nucleus; nuclear origin of replication recognition complex
Molecular function (GO): DNA replication origin binding
Source: RefSeq, a predicted model, not a curated record
AUGGCGAAGAGGAAGCAGCCUGAGACUGACAUCGAGUCCGACCCGGAACACUCGGCCGCAGACACCCCCCCUUCGAAGCGCCGAAGACGAACAGCAGAAGCAGCGGAAGCGCUCACCAAUGGACAUCACCACGAUGAGAACGAGGCUCCAGGGACAAAUGGGUCACCCGAGAAGCAGGAGACUCCCUCGCGAAGGAUAAGGAGACCCACGGCAAAGGCACGGGCACUGCUCGAAGCAGAGAACGACGAAGGAAGCCCUACUCCCAAAGUCAACGGCCGGACUCUCUUCGCGACGCCCAGGAAGACCAAGGACACCAUUGCCACCGUGACGCCCUCGAGAUCGGUCAAAGCCAAAGCAGACCGAUCAGCGAAACGGAAGAGCGCCCGACUUAUAGCCGAAGCACAGACCCACGUGGACGAGGAUGUGGACGAGGACGAGGACGGGCUACAAGGGCAAGAUAGGCGAUUAGCAAGAGAGAUCCUCGACGAGGACGAACACACGGACGAAGAAGACAUCGAAGAAGCAGAGUUGGUCCGCAACGUCGAACGCCAUAUCUCUGAUGCCAAAGACACUGCGACAGCCACUACACCCACACCCACACCCAGAAAACGCGGCAGACCCAGGACCGCAAUCAAACCCCAGUCCACAAAACCCGUCCGCUCACCAACCCCCGAAGGCGACAUCCCGCCCGAAGAACGAUACUUCUACCAAACACGACCCGGCGCGCCUCAAGUCUCGAACAACCGCUUCAACAGCGUCAAACUUCUGACCCAGGAGGAAUAUUUCGAACAGAUCGCCUCGUGGAGAGACCCCCACGCGCCCGAGAAGGCCUUUUUGUCGAACCUUCACGCCCGAGCCUUUCCGCAGUGGAAGGCCGAACUCGACGAAGGCUACAGCCUCUGUCUGUACGGCUACGGGAGUAAACGGUCCCUCGUGACUCGAUUCGCGGAGUGGGUGUACAAGAGAUGCAACUCUGAUUCCAACUCCGCCUCUGCCUCCGCCUCUGCCUCCGCCUCUGCCUCUGCCACUGCCUCUGCCACUGCCACCGGCACUGCACCACAAAUAGUCAUCCUGAACGGAUACAUGCCUAAACUCAACAUUCGAAAUAUUCUCAAUACGAUCGCCUCUGCCUCGACGGCGGGCCCUGAGCACGGUCAUGAAGACGAACUCGACGGGCCUAAACUAACGGGCCAGCCCGAGGAAAUGCUCGAUGGCCUACUAGCCCACUUGACUUCGAAUCCUCCACCGCAGGGGGCCCUCUACGUGAUGGUCAACUCCAUCGACGGCCCCUCCCUCCGCCGCGCUGGGAUGCAAUCCCUCCUUGCGCGCCUGGCCGCCCACCCGGCCGUGCGUUUCGUCUGCACGGCCGACUCGCCCCUCUUCCCGACAAUGUGGAACUCCACCCACCUCGAGCACUUCCGCUUCGCCUACCAUGACUGCACGACCUUUGCGCCGUACGAGGCCGAGACGGAGACAGGUGCAGGUGCAGGUGCCGUGGACCAAGUCCACGAAUUACUCGGCAAGAAGAGAUCACGCGCCGGGGGCAAAGAGGGCGUGGGAUUCGUGCUGAAGUCCCUACCCGAGAACGCGAGGAAUCUCUACCGCCUACUCUUGACGGAGAUCUUGACACUCAUGGAGGAGGGCCUGGAUGAUUGGGACGGUACCGUCGGCGAUGACGCCGAUGAAGAUGGAGAUGAAUAUCAGGGCCGCGACGACGACGACGACGACGAGGACGACGAGGACGACUCAGACCCCGUACCACGGACACGGAAAAGGAAGAAUAAGAAGACGAAGAGGAAGACGAAUACAGAGACAAAGACGAAAAAACCCAAAGCCAAAGUGCCAGAGCCAUCGGCCGCCGAGGAAGUCGGCGUCGAGUACCGCGCCCUGUACCGCAAGGCGGCCGAGGAGUUCAUCUGCAGCAGCGCCAUGAACUUCCAGUUCCUGCUCAAGGAGUUUCUCGACCAUCAGAUGAUCACGAGCCGACGCGACGGCGUGUCGGGCGCCGAGAUGCUAGGUGUGCCGCUGGGCAGGGAGGAGAUGCUGGGCGUGCUUGAGGAGCUUGUCUGA